Messenger RNA from Lathyrus sativus (Indian pea), 366 nucleotides. The record is from the annotation of a GenBank genome assembly. Lineage: Eukaryota; Viridiplantae; Streptophyta; Magnoliopsida; Fabales; Fabaceae.
AUGGAAAGGAAGAGGUCAUCUUUUAGUAACAAAAGUAUGGAGAUGCGUGAGUUCUGCGAAUUCAUUGUAGACACCAAUUUGGUUGAUGUUCCUAUUACUAAUAACAAGUUUACUUGGUUUGGAGAAGAUGGGUUAUACAUGAGUAGAAUUGAUCAUUUUCUCAUUUCUGAUGGCUUAAUCCAUAACUGGGGUGUUAUGGGUCAAAAGUUAAGAAGGAGAGACAUUUCAGAUCACUGCCAUGUUUGGAUCAUGUCCAAUAAUCUCGACUGGGGACCUAAACCCUUUAAGGAAAACCUGAAGCUGCUCAAGAUUAGUUUGAAGAAAUGGAAUCUGGAAGUUUUUGGCAAGGUGAAUCUUUUGUUGUAA